AAAAUAAUCCGAAGCGGCAUCUCGUGAGCUUCCCUCACAUUGCCUACGUUGCAGCAAUGCAAAAUCCAAACCCCAACGGGUUUUGUCAGCGUUUGACUUACAGCUCAGCAUAUGCAUAACCAAAUUUAAAAAAGAGAGAAAAAUAAAACCUUACAAGCUCCUCCGAGGUUUAUUCUUCAGACCAUGACAAUUAACAACCUACGACCCUGUCUACCCGUUGAUCGAAGUUUCUUCUUUGAACUUUUGGGUUCCUUAAUCUUUAAUCAAAACUGAAUUUUGGUCCUUUUUUCCCUUUCCUUCGUUGUUGCUUGCUCUUCUUGUGUGCCCUUUGUCCAAUGCAAAAUUUGUGAUCUUGAUCAAUGAUCAUCUUUUAGUUUCUGGGAGUGCAUCCCUGCUCGCAAUUUUGAUAUUUAUUGAGUCCUUGUGUAUGUAAUUUUGUGAGUUUAAGUUCAUAUUGUGUAAUAAUUUCUACAAUCCCCUUUUGAUGUGCAUCUGCUGUUCUAGUAGAGUCAACUGUUAUUGCAAGGAAGUUAAGAGUUUUUGUUUAUUGCCUUUAGUUUCUUUGCUGAUCACUGUGGUUAUAGCACAGUUCUAGUCACUGAAUUGCGUAUUGAUACCUGCAGCCGUCAAUCAAAUUGAACUUCCACUCCAUAGUAAAAAUUUUCAAAUGUUUUAGUUGUAUAUGUAUCUACGAUUCUUUACAAUCUGUAUAUUGGUAUUCUGUCUAUUGUACAAGAAAGAGAAUAAUAUUGUACCCAAAAGUUUAAAAUUCAAUAUCCAUUUUUUAUGUUCUUACCGUAUAAGAAAGUCACAGCCUUGAGGAAAUUUGUGCAAAACCCAUAUUGGUUUCCAGCAUAUAUAGCUUAGCAUGCAUAUGCUAUAGGCACAAUGUCAAUCCUGUGUGGCCUUCCUCUUGUUGAGUGUGUGUACUGCCUGGCUUGCGCUCGUUGGGCUUGGAAAAGAUGUCUUCAUACUGCAGGCCAUGACAGCGAGAAUUGGGGCUUUGCUGCGGCAGAAGAAUUUGAGCCUAUACCACGCCUUUGUCGCUAUAUUUUAGCGGUGUACGAAGAUGAUCUUCGCCACCCCCUUUGGGCACCUCCUUGUGGCUAUGGAAUUAACCCUGAUUGGUUAAUACACAAAAGGACGUAUGAAGAUACCAGUGGUAGGGCUCCUCCCUAUAUACUGUAUCUUGAUCAUGAUCAUGCUGAUAUAGUUCUUGCCAUCAGGGGUCUAAAUUUGGCAAAAGAGAGUGAUUAUGCACUUCUUUUGGACAACAGAUUGGGGAAGAAAAAGUUUGAUGGGGGGUAUGUUCACAAUGGGUUGUUGAAGGCUGCUGGCUGGGUUUUGGAUGCAGAAUGCGAAAUUUUGAAGGAGUUGGUAGAGAAGCAUCCGAAUUACACUCUAACUUUUGUUGGUCAUUCCCUUGGAUCUGGUGUAGCAGCUAUGCUGACAUUGGUGGUGGUGCAGAAUCAACAUAAACUGGGAAAUAUUGAGAGGAAGCGGGUCAGGUGCUAUGCCAUUGCACCUGCUAGGUGUAUGUCACUGAAUUUGGCAGUCAGAUAUGCAGAUGUCAUCAACUCCGUUGUGUUGCAGGAUGACUUCUUACCAAGGACAGCCACUCCAUUGGAAGAUAUAUUUAAGUCUCUUUUUUGUUUACCAUGCCUAUUAUGCUUGAGGUGCAUGAGAGAUACAUGUAUACCAGAGGAGAAGAUGCUCAAAGAUCCAAGGAGACUCUAUGCGCCCGGUCGCCUUUAUCAUAUUGUUGAAAGGAAGCCUUUUAGAAUGGGAAGGUUUCCCCCAGUUGUGAGGACAGCAGUGCCUGUAGAUGGAAGGUUUGAACAUAUAGUUCUUUCUUGUAAUGCCACAUCUGAUCAUGCCAUUAUUUGGAUAGAGAAAGAAGCUCAAAGGGCUCUGGAUUUGAUGCUGGAGAAAGAUCAUCCCAUGGAGAUCCCUGCAAGGCAAUCAAUGGAGCGUCAGGAAACGCUGACAAGACACAAUGUUGAAUAUAAAGCAGCAUUACAAAGGGCCAAGACAUUAGAUGUUCCACAUGCUUAUACACCACCAUCGGAAUAUGGCACUUUUGAUGAAGAGGAGGGAGAGGAGAACUCAAGAAGAUCACAGGGUGAGUCUUCUAAUAAAAGUACAGCGGAUGAAAGCUGGGAUGCAUUGAUUGAGCGUCAUCUUGAUAAAGAGGAGCAUGGCCACCCUCUGCUCAAGAAAGAGUCAUUAAAUAAGUCAUUUUAGUAGUCUUGUAGAUGUAUAUUGUGGAUAGCAAAUUCUUUCAUUCUUUUGUGGGUCUAUUUGUAGCUCAAACAUGAAACUUGUUAGGAAUCAAGAUUCAUAUUUACAGUCAAACCCUAGGAAGUGAGUUUGGCUCCUAGAAGUUGAUAUUAUGCUCUGUGAGAAUUUGAACCCAGCACUAAGAGUAAGCUAUUAACAUGAAUGAGGAAAAAACUCAAAAAUUUGGCC
This is a messenger RNA of Abrus precatorius (Indian licorice), 2469 nucleotides long. RefSeq lists its product as uncharacterized. NCBI's taxonomy places the organism in Eukaryota, Viridiplantae, Streptophyta, Magnoliopsida, Fabales, Fabaceae. The coding region runs from base 889 to 2244 and encodes 451 amino acids. The transcript has 6 exons. The record is from RefSeq and is a predicted model, not a curated record. Gene Ontology annotation, biological process: lipid catabolic process.